AUGGCCACCAUGAUCACACGCAGAUUCAGCUCCAAGCUUUCAAGACUCAACGAUCAUCAUCAUUCAUCAUUGUCUGCAUCCUCGACCUACCUCGCCGCCCAAAACCUCCAAAACCGUAAAACCCCAGACCACUUCACUCACUCCUCCAAUUCCACUCUCUGCCCAAAUUCUUUCAAAUCCUCAUCAGACCCCACCACCAUUAUCGAUCAUUACAUAAAAUCAUCAAAUCCAAAACCCAUAAACCAUAAUCUAACUUGGAUCAGAAACCCAGAUUUUUUUCAACUUCUUCUAGUUCACCGUCACCGGAUCCAGAAUCUCAAAAUCCAAACCCAGAAUCUGAAAGGCCCCAAACCCAAUGAAUACCCUAGUCAAAACCCUAACUUCAAGCACCAAGAAAUCGAAGGACCGACGGUGGAGCGAGACCUUUCGACUUUGGCCAAUGAGACCAGAGAAGUUCUCGAAUCGAUGGCCAAAAACAUGUAUAGUCUGAGCAGGGCAUUGGCUCUUCUGGGUUUGGCUCAACUCGGCGUUGGAGCUUGGAUUUCGUACAUUACCAAAUCGACCCCAAUGGCGGAGGUUUCAGUUCAGAGCAUAUUGGCUUUCGGAUUGCCCUUUACGCUGGCGUUCAUGUUGAGGCAGAGUUUGAAGCCAAUCUACUUCUUUAAGAAGAUGGAGGAGCAAGGCAGGCUGCAGAUUCUGACUCUCACCCUUCAGGUUGCUAAGAAUUUGAAUGUGUUCUUCGUUCGUGUUCGCGGCGUUUCAUUCUUGUGCAUUGCUAGCUUGUCAGUCGGAGUGUUGUUCGCCGCGCUUACGAGAUGAGUUUGUAACUCCCGCUGAUGAGAUUUUUAUGUUGAAGUUUGAUUGUUGGAUUGUUGUAAUGUGUAACUUGUGCGGGAAGAAAAGAUUAAUCUAAUAACCCUAUUUGAGUCUUU
Molecule: messenger RNA, 932 nt
Organism: Pyrus x bretschneideri (Chinese white pear)
Lineage: Eukaryota; Viridiplantae; Streptophyta; Magnoliopsida; Rosales; Rosaceae
Exons: 2
Coding region: 1-819 (272 amino acids)
Source: RefSeq, a predicted model, not a curated record